GCCACAUCCAGUGCCACUGACCUCCUGCCCCGGCGGCUCCGGGUCAGUAACGGGGCGGCAGUGCUUGACCCAGUCCGCUUAAAAGAGCCUCGAAGGGCCGGGGGGCAGGGGCUGCCUGCACGGGGGGCGCCGGCCUGGAGCGCUCGGCCUGGCUCCCCCGGCCUGGCUCCCCCGCGGGCCGCCCUCAGCGCGGGGCCGGGCGCGGCGGGCGAGGGGCCUGUGCUUUCGCUUUCGCUUCGCUCCCGCCCGGCGACAGGCGGUUGGCGGCCGCGGCAGCAGCGCUGAGGCCGGCGGGGCCGCGGGCCGGCGGCAGGGACUGGGCGGGUGAGGGGGUACGCGGGGCCGUGCCCGGCGGGGGGAUUCCUGCGCGUUCUUCCCGUCCCCGGCGGGCGGUUGCCGGCAGCCGCCGGUCGGAAAUGGCAGCGCUGCCCCGGGCCGCGCCAUUUCCAGGCCCGUCCCCGGCCGCGGCGGCGGGGCUGCUGGCGCUGCUGAGCGUGGCCGUGGCGCUCGGCGCUGACCGCGGCGGCGGCAGCCGGUUUCCCUGGGACGCGGUGAGGCUCCCCCAGGACGUCAUCCCGCUGCAUUACCACCUCCUCAUCCAUCCGAACCUCACCACCCUGACCUUCGCUGGGACCGCCGCCAUAGAGGUUACGGUCACUCGGCAGACCAGCGCGGUCGUCCUGCACAGCAAGCGCCUGCACAUCACCAGGGCUGCCAUCGAGGCUGGCAGCGCGCGCUUGGCACAGGAGGUGCAGGUGCUGGAGCACCAUCCCCUCGAGCAGGUGGCACUCCUUGCCGCCCAGCCGCUGCGGGCCGGGCAGAACUACACUCUGAGCAUCCAGUACCUCGCCAAUCUCUCCGAGUCCUUCCAUGGCUUUUAUAAGAGCACCUACAGGACCCAGGAAGGAGAACUCAGAACGCUUGUAGCGACGCAGUUUGAGCCAACAGCAGCGCGAAUGGCCUUCCCAUGCUUCGAUGAACCAGCCUUCAAAGCCAGGUUUUCAAUUACGAUUCGGAGGGAACCAAAGCACCUCGCGCUGUCCAAUAUGCCAAUUGUGAAGUCUGUGAAUUUAACUCCCUGGCUUGUUGAGGACCAUUUUGCUACCACUGUCAAGAUGAGUACAUACCUCGUGGCCUUUAUCGUUUCGGAUUUUAAAUCCAUCAGCAAAAUAACCAGUCGUGGAGUUAAGAUUUCUGUGUACACGGUGCCAGACAAGAUCGACCAGGCUGGUUACGCCUUGGAUGCGGCGGUGAAGCUUUUAGACUUCUAUGAGGAUUAUUUCAGCAUUCCAUAUCCUUUACCUAAACAAGAUUUAGCAGCUAUUCCUGAUUUUCAGUCUGGUGCUAUGGAAAACUGGGGACUGACCACGUACCGGGAAUCUGCAUUGUUGUAUGACCCCAAAAAGUCCUCAGCAUCCUCUAAACUUUGGAUCACUAUGGUAAUAGCCCAUGAGCUGGCUCAUCAGUGGUUUGGCAACCUCGUUACCAUGGAGUGGUGGAAUGACCUGUGGCUGAACGAAGGGUUUGCAAAGUUUAUGGAGUUCCUGUCAGUCAGCGUUACCCAUCCGGAGCUGAGAGUUGAAGACAGUUUCUUAAGGAGAUGUUUUGAUGCCAUGGAAGUGGAUGCAUUAAAUUCUUCACAUCCUGUAUCUACUCCUGUGGAAGAUCCAGCUCAAAUUUUAGAAAUGUUUGAUGAUGUUUCUUAUGAGAAGGGAUCUUGUAUAUUAAAUAUGCUGAGGGACUACCUGACUGCUGAUGUGUUUAAAGCUGGACUUGUGCAGUACCUGCAGAAAUAUAGCUAUCAGAAUACAAAAAACGAAGAUUUGUGGAACAGCAUGGCAAAUAUUUGCCCUACAGUAGGUACUGACAAAAAUGAACUACAAGCUGAUGGUUUUUGCAGGACAAGCCAACAGUCAUCUUCAAAUGCACAUUGGACUCAAAGAGAGACUCUUGACGUGAAGGCGAUGAUGGACACUUGGACACUGCAAAAAGGUUUUCCCCUGGUCACUGUCACGGUGAGAGGGAAGAAUGUCCACCUGCAGCAGGAGCGCUACGUGAAGGGAGUGGAUUCUCCUUCAUCCACAGGGUACUUGUGGCACAUUCCACUAACCUACAUCACCAGUAAAUCUGACACUGUUCAGAGAUUUUUGAUGACAACUAAAGCAGAUGUCAUUAUCCUUCCGGAAGAGGUGGAAUGGAUUAAAUUCAAUGUGGACAUGAAUGGCUAUUACAUUGUGCACUAUAAAGAUGAUGGAUGGGAUCGUCUGAUUAACCUUGUGAAACAGAACCAUACAGUGAUUAGCAGCAAUGACAGAGCAAGUCUCAUUAACAAUGUAUUCCAGCUCGUGAGAAUAAAAAGAUUGUCAAUUUCCAAAGCUUUUGAUUUAACUUUAUACCUGAAACAUGAAAGACAAAUCAUGCCUGUACUCCAAGGUAUGCAUGAGCUGAUUCCUAUAUACAGGCUCAUGGAGAGGAGGGAUAUGGAUGGUACAGAAAAACAGUUACAGGAGUAUAUAGUCAAUCUGUUUAAAGACCUGAUUGAGAAGCAGUCUUGGAGUGAUGAAGGCUCAGUGUCAGAGAGAUUGCUUAGGCACUCGCUCCUGCUGUUUGCCUGCGUGCACAGGUACCAGCCGUGCGUGGACAAAGCCAAAGGAUAUUUUACAGAAUGGCAGAAGUCCAAUGGAACCUUGAGCUUGCCAGCAGACGUGAAGACAGCAGUGUAUGUAGUUGGAGCACAAACUUCCGAAGGUUGGGAUUGCCUCCUUAGUAAAUACAGACUGCCCUUGUUCAAUGUAGAGAGAAACAACAUUGAAUUAGCUCUCAGCCUCAGCAGAAGUAAAGACAAACUUCAGUGGUUAAUGGAUCAAGGUCUGCGUGGUGACAUCAUAAGAACUCAGGAUCUUCCAUCUAUUACUAUACAUGUUGCCAGAAACCCAUCUGGCUAUCAUCUAGCUUGGAAGUUUUUAAAAGAAAAUUGGGAGAAACUUGUAGAAAAAUUUGAACUCGGUUCGAAUUCCCUAGCAGGCAUUGUCACUGGAGUGACAAGUCGGUACUCGACAAGGUCACACCUUGCAGAGGUGAAAGAAUUCUUCAGUUCUCUGGAGGAAAAAAGCGCACAGCUUCGUUGUGUCCAGCAAGCUCUUGAAACCAUUGAGGACAAUAUACAGUGGAUGGAUAGAAAUUUUGAGGAAGUCAAAACAUGGUUGCAAAACAACCAUCUGUAAAUCAAUGCACCUUGCUUAUGUUUGUCAGAAAUAACUGAAAAGCACUCAAAAGCUAUGAAAAUUCAGGGCUGGGGGGACAGCACAUUCUAUAAAUUAGUUUCUUUGGAAGGAGCCAUGAGGCAGCUUAAUGCUGCUGCUCAGUGUUCUUCUCCCACGGUUGUGGUUUGCUGGAACGGGACCAGACUGUUCACCGACUGCUUCCACCAGGUCACAACCGUGGGAGAAAAGGAACGCUGUGCAGUGAACCGAGGCGUCGGGGAGGCUGACGAUGAGAAAUCUGGAAGGUACUGGGACACAACCAGCGGGAAGGAUUCCACCUGCAGUCCUGCCCCUGCCUGCGUCCUCCCUGCGAAGGUGCAACUGGCAGCGGUUAACAGGAGUGCACUGAGGCUCUGCAGCAAAGCCAUCAUGGCACGUGGCUUCCUCCUCAUGGUUCAUGUUUCCAGGAGAGUAAUUUUUACAAACAUGUACCUCAGAUCAAGCAUCAUAUAAUUAAAACCCCCCAAGUAUCAGCUGUAAUUAAAAUUGUGUCCGCCAAAGUACAGGCGGCGAGGCCUCUCUGUGCAAGCUGUGCCGAGGUCUCGGGGCCGGAGGCGGCUGCGGCGCUGUGGAUGCUGCGUGGUGCCGCGUCCCUCCGCUUCCAUCCCUUCUCCCGGGAGUUCUGCCCGAUCCCUUUUGCUGCCAGCGCUUUGCCUGCACUGGAAAUACUCUUGCGCUUUUAGGUAACAUUCAGGAAAUCAGUACGUACAUUUUGCAUACAAAAAAAAGAAAGGUCAGUGAAUUUCACUUUAGAUGAUUAACCAUCAGUUUGUUUUAGCAGGAAUUUCUGCUUCUAAUGAUCCCUUUUUCACCUAGUUAAAGGGCAAUUGUUGUCACAUGUACUCACUGACAUUUAAAAGGACAAUCAUUCAUAAUGGUCUCUUAGCUGUAGGGUAGUGAUAAGAAUUGUAGGCUAAUUGCUCUAAGGAGAGGAAUUAUUAAUACCACAUGCUGGGAAGGGACAGUUCCUUACAAAAGUCAAGUUUACAUCUUGGAGGUGGGUUGUUUUUUUUUUUCUUAAUAGACAGUUGUGAAUGGCCUUCUCUGUUUACCUGCAGACAACUUUUAUUUCAGUACUGAACUUUAAAAUCAAAACAAUCCAACUAAUUACCACAUGUGCUGAAACACACUUGAUUUCUUUGCUCUUACAACCAUGUCGUUGACAUGAUUCCGUAGUGUUUGCUUCCUCUUCAGCUCUGGCGUGUCUCAGUUUCCUCACCGAUAUGCCGAAGCGACCAGAAACUUGAAGAAAGAUAAAGGCUUAGGGAAAAAUGGAUAAUCUGGAACUUUUGACUGUGCCUUGCUUGCUCUUCUCUCCUCUAGAAAUGACACCUGCCCAAGAAUUUGAAACCUACUUCAGUGGGGUUCAGGAGGGCGGGUCAGUUCCGCUACUGAGGCGAAAAGCUUUGCCCCGAUGCUGCUGAAAAUACCGUUUCCUUUUGCUCGCCGUAUCUUUUUCUAUAUGAGGCAACUUGUACCUCUUCACGCAUUUAGGGAAUGGGGAUCCUGAGCAGGCUGUGUACCACAUAUGCAGCAUUUUCUGGUUUUUUCAGGUAUUGUUGACUGUUGCUUCCUUUGAAAUGUUUGUAGAAAUUGAGAGGCAAUUUAACGAAAAAUAAAAUUUGUUUACAUGAUUC
Grus americana (Whooping crane) is the source of this 4900-nucleotide messenger RNA. It is a transcript of the gene ERAP1, whose product is annotated as endoplasmic reticulum aminopeptidase 1. Gene Ontology annotation, molecular function: metalloaminopeptidase activity; peptide binding; zinc ion binding. Gene Ontology annotation, cellular component: cytoplasm. Bases 417 to 3224 code for a protein of 935 amino acids. Gene Ontology annotation, biological process: peptide catabolic process; proteolysis. Lineage: Eukaryota; Metazoa; Chordata; Aves; Gruiformes; Gruidae. The record is from RefSeq and is a predicted model, not a curated record. The transcript is spliced from 18 exons.